AUGCAAGCACCGGCACCGGGUUCACCCCCAACAAAUCAUCAAGAUAUAGCCGCUGACUAUGAGAGGUUCAGGAAGAGAAUGGUGGGCAUGGAAAAGUGGCCUCAGCUCACACCAGCAAGGCAGAUCAGGGAAGCUUUAAAGGCAGCAGCAGCAGAGUUUGGUGGUGGUCUACCGGAGUUGACUCUCAACCUGUACAAGAGGCCAACUACCGAAGUCAACUAUCGGAAGUUGCAACUUCUCGGACCUGUUCUGGGCUGCACGUACCAGGAUCUGAUCGACGAGAGGCAAGCUAUAUCUGUGCCUCCAUGUCACCUACGAAGAAGAGCCAUCGAACUCCAGGCUAUCUUCAAUCUAGGUAUCCUCCACGACGAAGUUUCCUGUGCACUAAGAAUGUACAGGAUCUCUGAUGAACGGCUGCAGCAGGAGAACGACCGCUUGAGGGACCUGGGCGUUGGAGGAACACCAAUUCCAGGCAUCGAUAGACCCUUCAGAGACGAGGAGAAAAAGAGAAUAUGA
This is a messenger RNA of Lithohypha guttulata, 516 nucleotides long. RefSeq lists its product as uncharacterized. Lineage: Eukaryota; Fungi; Ascomycota; Eurotiomycetes; Chaetothyriales; Trichomeriaceae. The record is from RefSeq and is a predicted model, not a curated record. The coding region runs from base 1 to 516 and encodes 171 amino acids. The transcript has a single exon.